UUUAACAUGUGUUUUUAAAACUUUUCUUAUUUAUUUGUUGGCUGAUUUAUCAUAAUGCAUAAGGGUGCGUUUGCGAAUACUUAUUUUUAUCAGUGUUUUAAUCUGCACGCAUUACAGGCAACAGAUAAACUACAUUCCGCGAAUUUUAUUUGUAUGCACUGCUGACGUUAGCAAAAUCUACAAAACAAUGUAAUCCUCUGCCUUAGUGGAUUCUUCCACGGGCCUUACUAGACUAGUCUCUUAUAAUAAUAAGUGAAUGUGUUCAUUUUCCUUUAAUGUUGCAGAAAAAUGCAUGUCUAAUAUGUUAAGUUUUCUGACGUUACGGCGCGACUUCAAUAGCACUACUUCAACGUCAAUAUCUAUAUAAUAAUACGCUAAGUGUGUCCGUCUGUCUGUGACAGGCAAAGUUGAUAUCGUCAUUUUCCUUUGAUGUUGCUGAAAUUUCCUUUGAAGUCACCGAAAAAAUUAUGUCCAUUUUGCUGGCGGGUUUACUUUGUUUACUUCACGUGAUCAAAAUGGAGCAACUUGAUUUGCUGAAAUAAAUUUAACGGCUUUCUUUACAAAAAUGGUAUCCCUUGACACCGAAAAAAAACAACAACAAAAGAACGGUCCCUCUGUCUUGAAAAAAGUAAUUCAGAGAAAGAAGAGUCCAAGAAGUGAAGUAAGAAGUGGUAGUUAGAGCUAGAAGUAAAGUAGUAAAGUUAGAAUUAGAAAAUAAAAGCUGGAGUUUGAAGUGGAUUUAAAAUCAAUAAUAGUAAGAACUUUGAUGUAUUCAGACGUUUAGUUUUUAUGUCACUGGAACAAGCAGACUUCCAAGAAAAGCCUCAAAUUCUUGAAGUUUUAUAUUUUACCGCUUUUUUAAAAAAAAACCUAGCCACCAUAUUUGUUUAUGUUUUUGUUGCAUAAUUAAUGUAUCCCCUGGCGCGUAACUAAUGUGUUUGUCCUAAAAUUCAAAAUGCUGCAUAAAGCUGUUAGCUAACUAACAAACGGAAAACUUUGGUUUGUUGAACUUACUGCUUAUUGUAAUGUUAUUAUUUUUACAUUACUAUUGUUUCUCUUUAUGUGUGUUUUACUAAGCAUAAAUAGCUAGCUUUAGUUAUAGCUAAGUGUUCCCAGUUUAGAUAUAUUUAACUGGGGGUCUUAGCUACUGUUAGCUAGCUAAUUUAGCCUCUCCAAGUCCUGCUCUCUUAUCGCAUGGCUAGCUCUAACCUAUGAAUUAUGUUGUUAUUCCUUUUUUUUAAUAUGUAUAGCUAACUUAGUUCACCUAUCUUAAAAUCUUUCAAAGACUUAAACUUUGGACAGGAUAGUAGGAUGUAUUUUUCUAAGAGUAUAAUUAUUUUCACAUUUCCUGUAAACUUUACAAGGGGACCCAAGCAAUUUUUUUCAGAAUUUAAAGCAUGUGUGUUAAGUUAUUUUUUAUUGUUUUGUUUCUGACAUCCUGUUAAACUUUUGUCAGCCUACAUGUAAAAUUCCAGGUUAUUUUUACAGGGGGUUGUAGACAUUUGAUUGGCAAUUUUACGUGGGGUUAUGACUUUAUUUUAAUUUAUGAGAGGAUGGUAUGGUUGUUUGUGUUUUUGUUUAUGUUGCAAACUGCUGCUUUUUAAAAUUUUGUGUAAACUUUUGUGGGAAAAAGACCACAUGCAAUAUACUGAAAGAACAAAUUCACGUUUUUGUUAACAUUUUUGUUAAGAAUUUUAAAAUUGUAAUAAUAACUGUGUUUGGUGAUAAUGAAAACUUCUUUGUUUUUAAUAUUAUAUGAAAUGCCUGAUUUUUCUAUGAUUUGAUGUGUUUCAUAACCUUUUUGUGGAAGAUUUAUGGGCAAUGGCAAUAUAGGACAUGCUAAAAAUAGACUGAUUUUUGUUGAUUUGGUAGUGCUCCUCAAAAACAAAUCUGUUUUACAUUUUGUGUAAACUUUUGUGAGGACAGACCGUAUAUACACUCUGUUUUCCAAAAAUAAUAUCUUUGUUGAUUCAAAUUUACUCCUUAUUCAUUUUUGACAUUCACUUUUAAAAUAUUUGGUAAAGGUCACUACAGAUCAUCGUACUCAGGAAAGAUUUUUUGUAUUCUUAACCUGUUCAUUUUUACAAUUUGUGUAUAUUUUUUGGGAACAGGAUAGUAUGUAAUCGAAGAAAUGAUUUUCCAGAUAUAAAUUUUAUGUUUUUUGACACUUUGAUUGAAUUAUUAAAGGUUUUUCACAAAGUAGAGAUGUGUUAUUUCUGACUUUAUUAUUUGUUGGUGUUGUACAUGAUUCUAUACAUUAUUUUGAUUAUUGUUUCAAGCUCUACACAUAAUGAUCUUUGUUGAUUCAAGUUUAUUCUUUGCUCAUUGAUUUUUUGACAUUUAGGUUUAAAAUUGCUGGUAAAGGGCAGUACGGAACCAAAAGUGAAAAAUUUUGUGUUUUUAACUGGUUGAUUUUUACAUUUUGUGUAAAUUUUUGUGGUAGAGGAUGGUAUAUAACCGAAAUGACUGAUUUUUCUAGAUUUAAAUUUGAUGUUUUCCAAACUAUGGCUUUUUCAUAUUUUUGUAUAAGCUUCUAAGGGAAAGACAAUAUAUAAAAUGUGAGUGUCGAUGUUGUCAGUGUCGAUGUUGUAACUUUUUAUCAACUAGAUUUUACACCUUGCAAGCUGUUUUUUUUAUUUUGCGUAAGAUUCGAGGAUUUAAUGCGAUUUGAUAUUUGGCAUUUUGUGUAAGAUUUUAAGGAAAUUUAUUUUUAUAUGCACUGCUGACGUCAGAAAAACAUCUAAAGCAACCUAUUUUUCAUAGGACUUUGGCCUAGGUGGAUUUUUCCACGGGCCUUAUCGUCUAGUCUAUAUAAUAAUACGCCAGUUCCGUGUCUCUGUGACAGGCAAAGUGGAUGUGUUCAUUUUCCUUUGAUGUUGCCGAAAAAUGCAUGUCUAAUAUGCUAAAAGUUCUGACAUUACGGCGCGACGUCAAUAACACUACUUUAACGUCAAUAUCCUAUAGUAAAUUAAUGAAGCCAUUACAGUGCACUUAAAAUUUCGAGGCCAAAUAACUUGAAAACGAGGUGGUGACGUCAAUGAUUUUUCACCGCGUGGGUAACUAGGGACCACCUAGGACCAAUUUGGGUGAUUUUUCAAAACAUAUGUCCCAGAAUCCGUUUCGGAAUGCACGGGUUGAUGACGUCAUCAAACAACCUUCAAACCCUAAUAUCUCUGCAGCCUUUUGUCAAAAGUACAUGAUCCUAUACAUUUUCUUGAUCAGCGUUUCAAGAUCUAUACGAUGAAGGCAACAGGUAUACUAAUUUCUUAAUAAAAAAUUUGAGGGGUCUAGACGGGUCAGUGCUGACGUCAGCAAAUUUUUUAAACCUUUAUAUCUUAAUAAUCAUUUAUCAAAAGCACGUGAUUACAUACAUUUUCUUGAUCAGCGCUUUAAACUCCGCACAAUAGAGGCAACGUAAAAACAAGGCUCUAAUUUUUUUGCAGAUGGGUUGGUGACGUCAUCACAAUUCAUAUGACGCUUAUUUAUCAAUUUUAUCCUGCCUCAGUGGAUUUUUCCACGGGCUUUAUCGACUAGUCAAUAUAUAUUAAAUUAAUGAAGCCAUUACAGUGCACCUAAAAUUUUGAGGGUAAAUAACUUGGAAACGAGGUGGUGACGUCAAUGAUUUUUUACCGCGUGGGUAACUAGGGACCACCUAGGACCAAUUUGGGUAAGUUUCCUAAACCUGGGUUACCAAAUCCGUUUUGGAACGGACGGGUUGAUGACGCCAUCUAAAAACCUUCAAAACUUAAUAUCUCCGCAACCGUUUGUAAAAAGUACCUAUACAUCCUAUACAUCCUAUACAUUUUCUUGAUCAGCGUUUCAAGAUCUAUACGAUGAAGGCAACAGGUAUACAAAUUUCUAACAAAAAAAUUUCGGUUUGGACGGGGCCAUUGCUGACGUCAGCAAAAUUUUUAAACCCUUAUAUCUCAUUAAUCGCUCAUCAAAAGCACAUGAUCAUAUACAUUUUCUUGAUCAGCAGUUUAAGCUCUACAUAUUAUAGGCAACAAAUAAACUAAUUUUUGCCAAUUUUUUUUUGUGUCUGCACUGCUGUUGUCAGCAAAAAAAUUAAAACAACCUAUUUUUUCAUUUUCCUUCUGCCUAAGUGGAUUUCUCCACGGGCUUUAUUGACUAGUAUGGUUAUAAACGUCUUUAGUACAUAUUACUUAAUAUAAACACAUCUCUUAAAUUGCAGAUAUCAUGGAUUUAUCUAUUCCAAUAAUCGAUAUAUCUUGUAUCACAAAAACUUCUAAGCAAGUGCAGGACACAUUGGAUAAAAGCAUCACUUCGAUAGCUAAAAGUCUUCUAGAAGCAUUUAAAAAGUAUGGAUUUGUGUAUAUCAAGGGUCACAACAUUCCUCAACAAUUAAUCAAAAGUAUCAAUGGUCAUUCAAGAGAUUUUUUUAACCUUCCCGAGGUAGACAAGCACUCUCACCUUUAUAAACACACCAAAUUAAACUUCUGCUAUAUACCUAGCAAAUGUGAAGUUUUUGACACUUCAUCAGAAAUUGAUUUAAAAGAAGUUUUCGAUUUUAUCCCUACAGAUGAUUCGAAAUUGAGGAGCACAUUACCAAAAUUAUUUUAUGAAAAGCUGGAAGAGACUUUUAUUUUGUGUAAAAACCUCUCAAUUCAGUUGUUUGAUUUGCUGAACUUGGCUUUUAUUUCAAAAGAGCGGUCAUCUCUUCUUAAGAACUACCAUAGCAACAUAGGUGACAUUGACAAAAACUUGUCUACUCUAAGAUGUCUCAGUUACCCAUCAUUGUCUGAAGAUGUGAAGAAAGGCGCUGGUCAGUAUCGGUGCAGCGAGCAUUCUGAUUACGGAUCUUUGACCUUGCUUUUUCAAGAUGAUACAGGAGGAUUACAGGUCGAAACGGAGAAUAGUUGUUUCAUUGACGUUCCACCAAUCAAAGACACUAUUGUAGUAAAUGCUGCUGAUCUUCUUGAACGUUGGACAGAUGGCGAAGUAAAAAGUGCCAGACAUCGUGUUAUAUUUGUAGAUAAUAACAAACAAAGGCAAUGUAUUGCAUUUUUUUGUCAACCAAACAAUAAUGUAACUGUUGAACCAUUAACUGGUUGUUCAUCAAAGUAUAUGCCUGUGAACACCUUGGAAUAUUUGAAUAGCAAGUUUAACAUUACAUACCGAGAAUAAGCAUAUAUGUAUGUAUAUGCCAAUGUUAAAUGCAUGCCAUAAUAGUUCUACCUGUAUGUUAAGAAAGAGUUAAUAUCACAAUCAACAUCUCUUCUUUGCAUUGCAUACGUAGUAUUGACAUUGCAUUAUCGAAGUUUCAUUCAAAACUAGGGCGCCAGUCACAUACGUUUUAUCUUUUAACCUUGUUAUUCUUCUUUCUUUAAUUAUCUUUGUUUCGUAUUUGUUUUAUAACAACUAUAUAUACAUUCAUGCUAUCCACCAUCUUUUGAGAAUUUUAAUAUUCUAACAGGUGAGUCUAAUAAUUUUAAAGUCACGCUGAAGGAGAGUCUGUCCAUUGAGCGAGAUUGAUCAUUUCUUAAUAAGUCAGUUAUUUCUAUUCCUCUAGAGCUAUUUUGACACAAUUUUUUAUACGAGUCCUUCAUUUAAUUAUUAAUUUUUAUUUUAUUUUAUAAAGCGAUAAAUUUUUAUAACGCAAUGUGUGUGGUCAUGCUCGCAUUAAGUGGGCGAAAGUUAACAUAACAUUGUCGAAUAAAUAAUAGUCGUUUUUUUUCUUUUUUUCUCCAAGAUACUUAUAUAUAUAUUAUGUAACAUUGAUAUAUACACAUUGUUAUGUUGCGUUAUAUUGUGUCAUUACUAAACACUGGCUGAUGUGAGUGUAUUUUAUUCCCAGUCAUUAUGAGAUAAAGAAGGAAAUAUUAA
Molecule: messenger RNA, 5844 nt
Organism: Hydractinia symbiolongicarpus
Lineage: Eukaryota; Metazoa; Cnidaria; Hydrozoa; Anthoathecata; Hydractiniidae
Exons: 2
Coding region: 4198-5145 (315 amino acids)
Molecular function (GO): dioxygenase activity
Source: RefSeq, a predicted model, not a curated record